UACACUACACAACACUGCACUGACUGAAACGAAAAAAAACACAGAUUUUGCAAUCCGCAGAAAAGACUUAUGAAUAGUAUUUUUAUGCGGAUGGCCAGCGCGCAGAGGACCUAAGAGAUGGGCUACGAUGUGAAUCGCUUUCAGGGGGAGGUGGACGAGGAGCUCACCUGUCCCAUCUGCUCCGGAGUGCUGGAGGAUCCGCUGCAGGCCGUGAUGUGCGAGCACGCCUUCUGUCGCGGAUGCAUUAACGAGUGGCUAACCCGCCAGCCCACCUGUCCGGUGGAUCGCAAUGCCCUGACUACUGCCAACUUGCGGGCAGUGCCUCGCAUAUUGCGCAACCUACUGUCCAGACUGUCAAUUACCUGUGACAAUGCACCUUAUGGCUGCACGGCUGUUCUAAAGCUAGACGCUUACAACUCCCAUCUGGAGGAAUGCAUUCACAACCCGAAGCGACCAUUUCCCUGCGAGAAGGGUUGCGGCUUUGACAUACCCAAGGAUGAGCUAAAGGACCACAACUGCGUGCGGGAGCUGCGCACUUUAAUUGUCAAGCAGACAGAAAAGAUGGGUGAACUCAAAUCGGAGCUCACCGACCAGCAGCUGACAAUCAACGAACUGAAGCGUGAGCUGCAGCUAUUCAAGGACUUUAUGCGUGCCAUGCGCGUCUCCAAUCCUGCGAUGCGGGCCAUAGCCGACCAGAUGGAGCGCGACGAGGUGAUCCGCUGGAGCAGCACACUGCCUCGGGCCAGGGUUACGCGCUGGGGGGGAAUGAUCUCUACGCCCGACGAUGCACUGCAGCUCAUGAUCAAGCGCGCUUUGUCCGAGUCGGGUUGUCCGCCACACAUCCUGGAUAGUCUCAUGGAGUUCUGCCACGAGCGACGUUGGCCUCGAGGACUUAGUUCGCUAGAGACACGACAAACCAAUCGCAGGAUCUACGACAACUAUGUGUGUCGACGCAUUCCAGGCAAGCAAGCUGUGCUCGUUUUGAGCUGCGACAACCUCCACAUGACUGAGGACGUCAUGAUCGAUCCAGGUUUGGUCAUGAUCUUCGCCCAUGGCAUUGAGUAGGCCCUCUGCCGCUGAUUAACCACUUAUCCUAGGUUAAAUGCUAACUAUAUCGAACAGUGCUCAGUUUUGUUGAUUCCUUAACUUAAGAAUAAGCAUUAAAAACAAUAUUGUAAGGAAAAACUCGCAAAACAAACCAUUCAAGCGCCUCAUGACGACUUUCAAGUUGUACAAAAAAUAUAUAUUACUUUCGGUUCAUUGUUUAUCCCCAUUUAGUUAGUACGCAAAUUCGUAUACUUCAUUAAAUCGUUCGCAUACCCAAUAUUAUAUGUUUGAUUAAGCGAUCUCAACAAUUGUCCCUUCGUUAUCGUUCACUUCAUUCUCAUUUCGAUGGAAGGAAGCUGUGAGUGUCUUAAUUCGCGUUUAAAUUCUUAUUGCACACCCUACUUAAAAUUCUGAAAUAUUUGUCAAUACUUUUAGAAUAAAUGUGAAACAAGUAA
Molecule: messenger RNA, 1502 nt
Organism: Drosophila yakuba
Lineage: Eukaryota; Metazoa; Arthropoda; Insecta; Diptera; Drosophilidae
Gene: elgi
Product: E3 ubiquitin-protein ligase NRDP1
Exons: 5
Coding region: 118-1065 (315 amino acids)
Biological process (GO): protein K63-linked ubiquitination; tumor necrosis factor-mediated signaling pathway; positive regulation of JNK cascade
Cellular component (GO): plasma membrane signaling receptor complex
Molecular function (GO): ubiquitin protein ligase activity
Source: RefSeq, a predicted model, not a curated record